Dicentrarchus labrax (European seabass) is the source of this 2278-nucleotide messenger RNA. RefSeq lists its product as uncharacterized. The record is from RefSeq and is a predicted model, not a curated record. Bases 162 to 1220 code for a protein of 352 amino acids. The transcript is spliced from 6 exons. Gene Ontology annotation, biological process: response to bacterium. Lineage: Eukaryota; Metazoa; Chordata; Actinopteri; Moronidae.
CGUAACUCAGGCUUCUUCAUGAGUGGUUGCUGGCACCACCUUUAUCACAGUGACCUCACCCACCACAAUAACGUUAUAUCAGGCCGACCAAUCAAACACAGUCUGGUCUUUGAAGAGAGGAGAACUAUCAGUAUUCCUUCAUUCAGCACGACAACUUGGACAUGAUGACGUCUGCAAAGUUUGCUUUCUAUCUGACAUGUUUGUUCUUGGGAGAGAUGGCUCAGACGACUGAUGUGAAAUUGCUCUCAUCUGUUGGUCAAGAGAGACGUUUUAUAUCAGCUAAUGUUGGAGACAGUGUGUCUUUGCAUUGUUUCUAUGAAGGCGAUAAUUCAGUAUGGCGUGUCUGGUACAAACAAACUCUGGGACAGCAACCGAGGCUUAUCUCUACCUUCUUGAGGUAUAUUAAAAAUGUAACAUUUUAUGGUGAAUUCAAGAACAAUCCCCGCUUCACACUGGAUACUGAAAAUGAUAAAUAUCACCUGAAGAUCUCAAAUAUACACAUUUCAGACUCAGCUACAUACUACUGCGCAACAGGUAGCUGUACAGCUGUCUUGCAUUUUAUGAAGGGCACUACUGUCAGUGUUAAGGGUUCAGAUUGGAAGAUCCCAGCUUCGGUCCAUCAGUCAGCAUCUGAGAGCAUCCAGCCAGGAGGCUCUGUGACUCUGAACUGUACAGUACACACUGGGACCUGUGAUGGAGAACACAGUGUUUACUGGUUCAGAACCUCUGAAGAAUCUCAUCCAGGACUCAUUUACACCCAUGGAGGCAGGAAUGAUCAGUGUGAGAGGAAACCCGACACACAAACACACACCUGUGUCUACAACUUGCCAAUGCAGAGCCUGAAUCUUUCUCAUGUUGGGACCUACUACUGUGCUGUUGCCUCAUGUGGACACAUACUGUUUGGAGACGGGACCAAGCUGGACUUUGAAGAUGAGGUGAACUUUUCUGUCUUGGUGUAUUUCUUGAGUGGAGCUUUGGCCUUCACCACCAUCCUGGUUGUUUUACUGACUGUCUCAAUGUACAAGAUGAACAAAAGAAACGGUUUCCAAUCUAAAGAUUCUCAAGCAAGAUUAUCAGGUUCCGUCCCAGCAAAUGCAGAGGGUCACAGAGACGCUGACAACCUCCAUUAUGCUGCUUUAAGUGUCAACCUACCUAACAGAUCAAGAAGACAGAGGAACAGCACCAAUAAUGAAUGUGUGUACUCCAGGGUGAAGCAGUAGAACUGUGCAUUUAAUGUUUCAUGCCUUUUAUUUCUUGGGGGUGGAUGGUCGUAUAUUGCAUUGGUCUUCAGGGCAAGACAGGCGUUCACAUCUUGUCACAGACGUGUAGGUAACAUUGGCCUUUCUUUACACUUUUCCUAAGCUUUAUACCAAGUACAUUUCCUGCCUAAUUCCUUAACCACUGUUUAAUGUUUGCGUAACCAUGAUCUUUCCCUGGCAUCAUCAUACCAUAGUUUCCUUGCGCAGGUAUUGUCGAAAACAAAAACAAUAAUACAUUAGGUGCCUUUUUUAAAGAGUCCUUCAUCCACAGAGGACAGGAAAUAACUGUUGCUUGUUGUGGAUGAGACUGGAAACUCGAGGGAUGCCCCGAUCAAGAUUUUUUUCCACCGAUCCCGUUUCGAGUCAAUCCAAUACUUGAAUUUUCCUAGAUAAUACACUUGCACAGUGCACAAUUAAUGUACAGUAAAGUUAUGAAAAUCACUCCAAUGCAUAUGCUUAACAAGUAAAUAGCUCUACAAAGAAAUUGCCUGCAUCCAAGCUGUUAAGGAACACUUAAUGUCUCACUUCAGUGUUUGUUGCUGCCUGAAUAGCUUUAUUCUGUUGACUGUUUAUUUUUGUCAUCUGUACAUCAUUUAGUAAUGAUUACAUGAAUACAUUACUCUUAUUAGCUUUUUCCUCGUGGUGCUUUUGUUACACUUGCAGCGGCGUGGUGAACAUGGUUGUGUCAGCUCUGUGCCGCCCUGUCUCUCCUCCGAGCAAGUGCCGAGCCCAGCCUGUGUUGGAGUAUCACUACAUCGCUGCUCUCAGACAGACACACGGAGCUCAGCAGAGUGGAGGAGAGACAGGCAGCAGAGAACUCAUUGCUGUACAUGAAAGCUUUGCAAGUAAAAACACCUGUGUGACAUGGAAAACAAAAGAUCUGAUCGGGAUUAAUAUACAAUCAAUUGACCGGCCCGAUACCGAUCUUUGAGACAGGAACUCACUUCAUAAAAAGCAACAUGGGUACUGUGCUCUUUGUAGAUCUGUCCAAUGCUUUUGAUGCUGUUGAUCAUAGUAUU